AUGCAUAAAUCCGAGACAUCAUCAUCGAUUGCGAAUACAAGAGACAAAUUAUUUGAUCAAAUCGAUGAAAACGAGCGAUGUGAUAUCAUCAUCUCCAAUCUUUUGUUCGACGAUUUGUUUGCAUCGAACGAAGAACCUUUAGUAACUCAUCUUGAUUCUGUUUCAGUACAAUCAUCGAGAGUAGCUCAUGAACGAACGAGAUCAUCGGCGAGUGAACGACGGCAUGGUCGCGGAUUGGGGUCCACAAUUAGUUCACGAAAUCCGAAAAGUUUAGGAGAGUAUCCGUUACAUCUCGCGUGCCAGAAUGGACAAAUUGAAGUGGUAGGGAAAUUAUUACAAGAAUUCUCACCGGUUACACUCGAACAUGAUAUGAAUCGAUGGACGCCAUUGCAUCAUGCUGCUUGGCAUGGUCAUCAUCGAAUUGUGGAAUUAUUACUUCGUUCGAAACGGUUCUCUAUCAAUGCAGUCGAUAAUUCUCAUAUGAGUCCAUUGCAUUUAGCUGCACUAGCUGGUCGUGCUGAAGUGAUUCGUAUUCUACUCGAUUGUCCAGAUAUCAAUGUGCAUGCCAAAAAUAAAGAUGGUAAAACAGCAUUUGAUUUUUGUCAACAAAAUCCAAAUCGUGAUUGGCAAUUAUGUACCGAGUUGAUCCACAAAUUUCUCCAAAAACCCUUAGAAAAGAUCAAAAUCUGUCUAGCUGAUGGCAGUACCGUCGAACUUGAACUUGUCUCUGGUCCAGCUGAAACGAAUGUUCGUCAGUUGCAUUCACAAAUGAUGACACGUUUACGCUUACCCAACGAAGUAUCCCAUGUAUUUGGCAUAUGGAUCUGUUCGAAAAGUGUCCGAAUUCAACUAAAUCCUGAUCAUAAGCCAGUUCAGUUUCUAUUAAAUUGGAAACGUUACGCCAGUGAAUUAACUACGAUUCCAUCGGAAUCUCCUCUUCGAAAUCCUUCCGCAGCUUCUCCGACGUUGAAUACCAAUUCCGAAGAUGCACAACUCUGGUGGUCACGUGAUACAUUACUUAAAAUCGAAUUUGAACAACGUCUUCGCAUUCCUCAUGUCAUACAUUUGUUAUUUCUUGAAGCCUAUCAAAACUAUCUUCUCGCGUAUUAUCCGUGUACCGAUGAAGACGCUAUUGAAUUCGCUGUUUUAAUGAUGGGCAUCAAUGAAAAACAGUUAGAUGACAAAUUAUGGGAAAAUUUCUUCAGUAACGAUCCAAAUAAUCUCGCAUUAUUGAUUCCUGCGGAAAAGUUAAAACGUGGGGGAAUACCGUACUGGCGUCGGACGAUUCUCAAACGAUAUAAGGAAGUAUUCAUUGAUGAUCACGUCAUGCGCAAUCGACCUCAAUUGAUACUUUAUCUCAAAAUGCAAUUUCUUAAUCUCGCGCAGAACUUAACCAGUUAUGGAUCGUCAUUUUUCACAGGUAAAGUUUGUUUCGGAAUCGAUGUGAGUUACGAAAUGAGCGGUUCUCUAGGUGAACACGAACAUCGUGGUCGUCGAACAAGCGUGUACAUUUGUGUCAAUGAUGUCGGUGUACAUUUAAUUAAUCGUCUAACCAAAUUACAAGAAUUCUCAUUUUCCUAUCAACAAAUGACAUUUACGAUCGAAACGGAAGCUCAAUCAACAUUAGAAAUCAACGUGAAAGACAACAAAAACGUCGGUCACAUACGAUCGAUUAGUUCAGGUUCAUCGUCGAAUAAUAAGCACACGAAAAACUCGAUUUUUUCCUUCUCAUCAUCGAGUAAACAAUCGCACAAAAUGGACCGUUCAUCAUCGACAAUUUUAUCCUCUAUGUUAACGAAUUCGUUGAGUAAUAAUUCCGAACAUCAACAAAAAAACCACAAUCGACACAUUUUAUAUACCAAACAAAACUUUCUAAUCUACCAUUUGAUGAGUAAUUUCGCCCAAGAACAAGGAUCUUUCAUAUAA
Molecule: messenger RNA, 1926 nt
Organism: Adineta ricciae
Lineage: Eukaryota; Metazoa; Rotifera; Eurotatoria; Adinetida; Adinetidae
Source: the annotation of a GenBank genome assembly